This is a messenger RNA of Peromyscus californicus insignis, 1184 nucleotides long. RefSeq names its product T cell leukemia homeobox 2 (gene Tlx2). The transcript has 3 exons. The record is from RefSeq and is a predicted model, not a curated record. Gene Ontology annotation, cellular component: nucleus. Lineage: Eukaryota; Metazoa; Chordata; Mammalia; Rodentia; Cricetidae. Gene Ontology annotation, molecular function: DNA-binding transcription factor activity, RNA polymerase II-specific; RNA polymerase II cis-regulatory region sequence-specific DNA binding. Bases 1 to 855 code for a protein of 284 amino acids. Gene Ontology annotation, biological process: animal organ development; regulation of transcription by RNA polymerase II.
AUGGAGCCAGCGGUGUUGGCUCCGCACCACCUUCCGCACCACGAACCCAUCAGCUUCGGCAUUGAUCAGAUCCUGAGCGGCCCCGAACCCCCGGGGGGCGGUCUAGGCCAGGGGCAGGCGGGCCAGAGCCACGGGGAGAGUGCGGCGUUCUCGGGUGGAUUCCACGGAGCCUCGGGCUACGCUCCAGCCGGCUCAUUGGCCCCCUUGCCCAGAGGCUCGGGAGUGGGCCCGGGCGGCGUGAUCCGCGUCCCCGCGCACCGCCCGCUGCCGGUGCCGCCGCCCUCGGGUGCGGCCCCCGCGGUGCCCGGACCCUCGGGUUUGGGCGGCGCUGGGGGCCUAGCGGGACUCACCUUUCCCUGGAUGGACAGCGGCCGCCGCUUUGCAAAGGACAGGCUCACGGCUGCGCUCUCGCCCUUCUCUGGGACACGUCGCAUAGGCCACCCCUAUCAAAACCGGACCCCCCCGAAGCGCAAGAAGCCGCGCACCUCCUUUUCCCGCUCGCAGGUGCUGGAGCUGGAGCGCCGCUUCCUGCGCCAGAAGUACCUGGCCUCGGCAGAGAGGGCGGCGCUGGCCAAGGCCCUGCGCAUGACGGACGCGCAGGUCAAGACCUGGUUCCAGAAUCGGCGCACCAAGUGGCGGCGCCAGACGGCGGAGGAGCGCGAGGCGGAGCGGCACCGCGCGGGCCGCCUGCUGCUGCACCUGCAGCAGGACGCGCUGCCCCGGCCACUGCGGCCGCCGCUGCCCCCGGACCCGCUCUGCCUGCACAACUCUUCGCUCUUCGCGCUGCAGAAUCUGCAGCCCUGGGCCGAGGACAACAAGGUGGCUUCGGUGUCCGGACUCGCCUCGGUGGUGUGAGCGACCCCUACCCGAGGAGCGCCACCGUGGCCGGCUGUGGUGCAGCCAGCGGCGCGUGCGGAGCCGGAAGACCUGCGACUGUCCUCUGACUCCCCUCGGCCACCAGCGGCCCCUGGUCCGCACUCAGACUCUGCCCUUCACGGCAUUUUCGGACCCGCUGGAACCUGGGUCUCCAGAGCAACCUGCAGGGUGUAGUGAAUGGGAAGGAUGCGGCAAGGCACUUGGCGAUUCUGCCCAGAGUGACCUCAGAGCUCAGGUCCCACUGGGAAGGGGCCACUGAGCUGGUGUGAAGGAAGAUAUCAAGGACAUGGGGUAACGGAAAAGUGUUG